ACCAAGAUGGCGGCGAUUGGGAAAAAGUUUUGGUCUUUCUAAUUCUUCGUCGUAAAUCUCUCUCAAAGUAGCCAUUAUAAUCUUAUCAUGUGAAUUUUCAUUGUCUAGCCACUGCUGCGAGGACUAACGGACAAUAUAAGCGUGUUAUCACUCUGAAAAGGACGUCGUGCAUGUGAAUAGUAUGAUCUGACUUUUUUCUAGUGCACCUCUUGAUCGGUGUUGAUUACUGUUGACCUCUCUCACAAAAUCAUGGCAUCACGGAGACCGACUGCGGCCGGGAAUGUGUCUCAAGCAGGCAGGAAAACAACGGAUGGAUCCCCACAACCUCCACAGAGUGUUGGAGGUAGGAGAUCAGUAAUAGAACCGAAAGAUUCUCAACCUCCUACCAGACCAGGUGGUACGGUCCGGUCCAGCAGUGUUGCCACUGGUCGCUCCAGAAGGACCAGGAAGGAGUCAGCUGUGUAUCGUCCCCUGACAUCGUCACAGUCCCGCCGGCGACCCACACAACCCGGGGUGUCCCGAGCCACAGCCCGCUCCAUGCAAACCAUCACUGAACGAUCCGACACUGACUCCAUGAUGGGUGUCCCAGUGGUGGAACGUCUCCGCUAUGUUGUACCUGAGGAUGACCCCCAGCUGCAGAGGAGGAUGGGGAUCAUACAGAGGUACCUGCACGAGAAGAAACUCACCGCAGACAUGAAGGAGCUCUGUGGGAUGCUACUGAGCAUGCCCGACCUGCCAUAUAACCCGUACCCAGGCUUUGUGAGGAGGCUCAGGAGGAACUCUGAAAAAUUCCACAUGUUCAGAGGGGAUAAUGAUGAGAAGAUUACCCAGCUCUUAGAGAACCCUACCUAUGCGACAUCUCUGGGCUAUGUGAGUGGUGUGAAGGGUUACACCAAUGUGUGGGGCCUGUCCACCAUCCUACGUUGUGUAGACCCGCCGGCACUCCGCCAGUACGAGUGGCUUCUGGACGACCUGACUCCAAAAGAGUCCUCCAUACACAAGGAGGAAGGUUACAGUUGCCAGGUUCUAAUGGCCCUGGUUGGUCAGAGUGUGUUCACCAGCACGUUCUACCCCCAUCCUGACAUGGUGACAGUCAGGGUCUCCUAUGUGUCAGUAGGACCAGAUGCUGAACAGGGAAUUUCUAUGUUUGUUGACAGUGUUGUGAACGAUGUCAACAACAUGGACAAUCAGAACACCCAUGUCUACUUCGGUGUCAGUGUUCCAACUAAGGAUGAAGAGUUCCCUGGCCUAUGGGAUAACGUCUUCUGGGACCAAGAGAUGGUCCUGAAUAACCAGGCUGAUUUCUGGCAUGCUAUAUCUGAAGCAACAAUCAACAAUAAGAUGGCUACUUUUGAGGGAGUGUUCCGAGUUGACCCUUUCUCUGACACAUUCCGGAGAGGACAGAAGCAGUAUGAACUUCACUUUAUUGAAGUCUCAGAGAAAGACAAGACAGAAAGAUUGGUGAGUUUUGCAGAGUUCCCCCUGGGUACCCUACAUGAAGGCGUGUUCCUACAGAAGUCCCAUGCUGAAGCUUACCUCAACAUCUUCAUGCCGCGGCACGAAGUCAUGGACAAGGACCAACCUCCGCCUUCCAUGCAGCCACGCUACAAGUCAGACCUCUCAAAAAAUGAACAAGCUGAGGGCAAAAAGAAGUCUAAAGACAAGGAUGACAAGAAGAAGAGCAAGGAGGAAGAAAAGAGAGAUGGAGAGAAAGGGGAGGCAGAGGGAUUUGUUGGAUCAUCUGGGAAGUAUGGUCCUGACUCUUGGCAGGUGAAAUCGCCAAUCAGGGAGCACAUACAGAGGAAGAUAGCCAGUAUGCACCCUGAGGCAGAGGUCUUUGAUGUUGCCUACAAUUCCAUCCUUCUCAUCCUCAUGGACAGGAAUGCCUAUCAGCAAAGUGCACUGAUCCAAAUCUACAGGCUGCUGCGUAGCACGGCAGCCAGGCUUAGCUCCAUCAUGGAACACAACAACGUGAUACGCAGCCUGGUGGCCAAGUACGAAGGGGUUUUACAGUCCCAUUUUGUACAAGGAGAGUUCAAGAAGUACAAAGAUGCACUCUUGAGUCUUCUGGAUAGCAGCCUGCUAGAGAGGUCCUCUGAUCUGAACUCAGCUUACAUGGACAUUAAGCAGAGGUUUACUGGGGUGAUAGGGUCAGACGAUGCUGUGGACCCACACAGCAUCCCUCUCAACAAGAAGAUGCUGUCCAUCCUGCGGAGCAUCAACCAGUACUGCUCCUGCAUCCAGCUGCAGCUGAUUGAAGAUAGCCUGAUACACGCCCCCAUACUGGAAGAGAUACUCCAGAUGAUGUACUUGACCUUCCCUGAGGAGAUGCCACGCCCACAGACCAGACAGAUGGAGAGGAGACAGGACAAGAAGAAGAAGAAGGGAGCGGCCCCUCUGGUGUCUGAGAUCUUCACACACGGAGCUGAGGACCCAGAUCUUCUCAAACAUGACAAACUGGCGGUGGAUGUUGAAAUAGGUAUAGAGCGGGCCUCAGUGCCGAAGGUCAUUGCUGUGGAGGCUGUCCUGAUGCAGUAUAUGGUGGACACAAAGCUGGAUGAGACCUGGCACGACUUUCUAGUGGAACUCCUGUGUGGUGCCUACCUGCCUCCAAACCCUUACCCACGCUUUGUCACUGCCAUGAGACAGGCUGCACUCAAGAUGGAACUGUGGACAGAAAAUCCAGACAAGUUGGUUCAGAAACUUGUUCACAGAUCAGAAAGAAUGAUUGAUCCAGACAACUACAUCUACCACAUCCCGGGGACGGAGGCGUAUGGACACGUGAGCGCCCUGAUGAUCCUGGACAUCGGGCACUUCCGUCUGGUGUCCCUCCUCGCUGACAUGCUCGUGAACCAGGAGGCACCGAAGAGGAGGGGAAGUUUCAAGAUAUUCCAGGCCUUGGCUAUAGCUGGAGCUAGCGGGCUGUAUGGCAGAAUGGCCCCCUACCUGUUGAAGUUGGAGCUGCAUGAGCACACUUACAUCAAGGGACCUAAGGGCUGUAGUGGGGAGGCCUUGCAGGCCUACCUUUCCAUUGUAUAUGACCACCUGAUAGACCUGUACAGGACAGGGACUAUCCUGGUAUACGGUGUGUUUCUGGGUGACAGUGGGGAGAGGUGGUCCAUCCAUGCUGUCAUACAGAGGAAGAAUGCAUUCAUGGCAGAGUUGGAGAGGACACUACAGUGCCAGGAACCUGCUUUUGUCAAGGUGUUUGUUGUACAGGAGAAGGGGUGGAGAUAUGUGCCUGUAGAAAAACACUUCCUGCUGCGCUAUGUGGAGGAUGAUGAAGACCAAGUUCAAAGAUUCUUCCCUUACAACACAGCAUCCCUGUAUCAGAACAUCUUCCUGGUCAGAGAAAAGGCAAGGUUCCACUUUGUGUACGGAGGGCCUGAGGACAACCAGGACCCUUUCACAGGACCAAACCUUCGGGCAGCCAGCAUGCAUGUAGACCACCUGGUUAAGUAUUACCUGGAGAGGAAUGACCUGCUGUCUGUGUACAGAUGGCUGACUGCAAGGGCACUCAUGUACCAGCACAUGUCAUACCUGCCUGACUGUUGGCGGAUGCAGCAUAGCCCCGCGGCGACUGUGGAGUACCUGAACACCCUGAACAUGAACAUGCAGGAGCUGGUGCUGUACGAGCUGGAGCGGACUGGCCGCAUGCUGGGGGAACACGACGUCCUGGUGGGGAAUCAACUCAUCAAACUCACUCAGCCUGAGGACGAUGAGAGCCCCCUCAACACAAUCCUCUUGGGAAAGAUGGCAAAUGCGUAUCGGCAGAAGGUGAGUGUGUUACUGAAGAGUGCAGCGGCCAUGGCCCCCCGUUCUCUGGAGGAGAUGGUCCAGUCCAAACUCCAGAUCAUCACAGAGAGGGACCCAAUCACCAAGGAGCUGUUUCUACUGAUAGAUGGGGAGACCCUGAAGCGUCUGCAGGAUGUACGAGACAUGAUGCAGCACAUCCAGGACUCUGUCAUUAACGACGUGCACAGCUGCUGCAGGGAGGCGCAGCAGGCCAUCAAGGUCAUCGCCAUGGAGACGCAGGCCAGGACGACCCGGCAGCGCGUGACGCUGGAGUCCGGCAGGAGCACAGACGGACAGACGGAGUCCAGACUCAGGAUCGCGCCAGGGUGGUCGGAAAACGACAGGGUGUCAGAUGAUAGGUGGUGAGGGAAAAUGACAGAGAUGACAGAUGGUGAAGGUUUGUGUCAGUUUCCAUGCUAACAAUUUUGGUCAUCAAAAUAACACUUCUUUGUCAACAAACUGCCUUUCAAAAAUUUAUUCCAAUCAAAGCAUUCUUUGUCAGGAAGUUUUUGGAUUAUCACAGACAUUGCACUUUUGUUUACCGGUAAGUAACAAAUCACAAGAUGUAUAAUUGUGUAUAUUACUGUCAGCAAUGCAGCCUGGACUGUGUUGGCUAAUAAUAUUUCAAUCUGUGCAGAAGUGUUUCAUUUUGCUGUGUAUGAUGGCUAGUUCUUUAUGUCCAGAUAUGUUGUAAUAU
This is a messenger RNA of Branchiostoma belcheri (Belcher's lancelet), 4492 nucleotides long. RefSeq lists its product as uncharacterized. The coding region runs from base 250 to 4161 and encodes 1303 amino acids. The record is from RefSeq and is a predicted model, not a curated record. The transcript is spliced from 32 exons. NCBI's taxonomy places the organism in Eukaryota, Metazoa, Chordata, Leptocardii, Amphioxiformes, Branchiostomatidae.